UAGACGAUUAUUUACACCAAAAUUCAAGAGUUUUUUAUUCGCCGUGCUUGAGCGUGCCAAACAAGGAAUUUGACUUCGGUAAAAACACACCCUCUGUUCAACAUUUAGGUGACUAACAACACUCAGGACAUGUGAAGAAUGGCAAAUAUUCUCAAACAUCCCCUGAUCUUAAACUCCCAAAAGGGCAAGGAAAAAACUCAAAACUCCAACUAGGGGAAAUGAGAAACCAUGAGAAGAGACCACAGAUGGGAAGGUCCCUUAUCCAGGAUGACCAGGCUGCAAUGGAUGCAGAGAGGACACAUAGUACAAACAGUGUAGACAAAUUCAAAAAAGGUGUGGAGAGCAGGAUGUUAUUGCACAGUAAUGACUCUGAGACUCUAAGAGUGGUGUGAGUUCAUCAGAGCAACAGCCUGGGGGAAGAAGCUGUCUCUGUGUCUGCUGGUUUUGGCGUACCGAGCUCUAUAACGCCGUCCGGAGGGGAGUAAUUCAAACGGGCUGCAACCUGGGUGAGAAGGGUCUUUAGAGAUGCUCCUUGCACGUUUCCUAAAGGAGAGAAAAUACCAGAAGAAGACUGUCCGAUGUUUAACAGCGCUUCUCUGGUAAAAGUGAUCCGGGAUGACACAGAAAACACACAAAAUAAGACAAAAAAACAGAGAGCGGCUCACCGUGGCUGCCAUCCGCGGCGCCAUCAUAUGACGUCACCAGUGCAUCAAGUAAACCGCAAACCCGUCUGGUACCGAAUUGUUUGCACAUUAUCCUUUCGUGUUCUUCCCACCCGCCCUGGUGAUGGCGCCGCAGAAAAUCAUCCCGUGGUCGGUGAGCGAGGUCACGCAAUUCCUGAUGCUGGUGGCCGACGAGAAGAUCCAAGUUGAGCUGGACGGCACUCGCAACGAGAAGGUGUACCGCGAGCUGGCCCAGCGAAUGGCCUCCUUUGGCUACAAUCGGACUUUCCGCCAGUGCCGCGAGAAACUCAAGAAGCUCAAGAGCGACUACCGGGCCAUUAAAGACAACAACUGCCGCGGAGGCUCCAACCGCAAGAGCUGGAAGUGGUUCGGACAUAUGGACGCCAUUUACGGACACCGGGUUCGGAACAGCUGCAGCAACCUGAGGGACGACUCCAAUUUUCUGGAAGUUAUCACUGAGGACGACUUGAGCCCCAUAGUGCAAAGGUCAAAAUUGGAGGAUAGCACUUUGAGCUCCAAAGGCGACCCUGCUGUCCUUUCCGAAUCAAUGGCCACCCUGCCUCAACACUCCGAGGUGGACUCCGAUGCAGAAGAAGACGACGAUGUCAGUGUGCCUGAAAUGUCACCGCCAAAGCGCAAUGGACGUCGGAGGGCGCCGCGCGACUCUGACCUGGCGGCUGUUCUGCGUGAUAUUCACUCGGCUGAUGUGGUUCACCACCGCGUAGAAGAGGCGCAGCAGGAGCGCGCCGUCCGCCUUCAGGAACUUCAGCUACAGCAACGGGCAGAACAUUUCCAGCUAGCCCUGGAGGAAAUGAGAUUGUCCAGGGAGACAGAAGAAGCUCUCAGGAGACAGGAGCUGGAUGCAACCAACACCUUUAACCAGGCCUUCUUGGCCAUGCUCGGGAAGCUGGUGGAGAGCUCCAACUCGCAAUGACCAUAAAUGGCCCAAUGGUAUGGCUGCAUGGACAAAAUACUUGGAACACCCGCAGGAGGUUGAGGAAAUACUGGGAAGCUUUUGUGAAGUUGGUAACCAGUGAAGAUGACAAAAGUGUAGAAGGUACCAAUGAGCUUGCUAAAAUUGUGUAACCAUGAAGCGAUGUUGACAAAAUGGUGGAAACGUUCCAUUGAUGUUGACGAAAUGGUGGACAUUCCACAAGAGGCUGACUUAAUAGCGUAACCUUUGCAGUGACAAAAUAGUGACAUUCUCAUAAUGUUCUAUCGACCAAAAUGGCAGAAUAUUCAAUGGACAAAGUGGCGGAAUGAUCUCGUGACAAAAUGGUGGAAAUGUUUCACUUAACAGAAAUGCAAAAUAUAAAAUAUUUCAGUGAGAAAAUUGCUGAUGUUAUCUGAAUGUACAUUAUAGUUUCCGUCCAAGUCUAUCAGGCCAAAGUAUGUAAAAAAGUUUUUAUUGUUAAAGAAAUAAAAAACAUUUGUAUUUAACUGUAUAACUGUAAACAUAACAAUGUUCAUUAAAUAUAAAUUUAGA
Molecule: messenger RNA, 2169 nt
Organism: Syngnathus typhle (broad-nosed pipefish)
Lineage: Eukaryota; Metazoa; Chordata; Actinopteri; Syngnathiformes; Syngnathidae
Exons: 3
Coding region: 787-1617 (276 amino acids)
Source: RefSeq, a predicted model, not a curated record